AUGAGCCCGAAAAAGCUCACCUUAUCCUGUUCAAGAUGUCGCGCCUCGAAGCUGAAAUGCGAUCGCAAUGAGCCUUGUCUGGAAUGCGUCAAACGCGACUGUGCCCACCUAUGUACGAAGGAUGUGCGGCAACCGAGAGCCAAACGAAGCAAGACCCAGCCUACAGAGCAGAGCCCUAGCCAAACGUCGCCAGAAGAAGAAGCUCCCGAGGUUGAGGAAACAGCGCAGAUCUUGGAGCAGUUUGUGGAUGUCGUUCCGCUCCCUUCAUCGGAUGUGGCACCUGACAUCGCCAAUCGGUACUGGGAAAGCCAAGAUCCGCAGCGACAGAACGAAAAGCUUAGCUUAAUUCGAGAUGCGAUUCAAGCUCUGCCAGAAUGGGAUGUUGUCCAAGUCCUCUACGAGGUUUUUGCUACACGUUGUCAAGGACCGCUGGGAAAUGUGGUACAUACGCCAAGCUUCAUGAAGCAAGCCGACCAAUUGCGCCACUGCUUGAGUAUGGCCUCCCCGGAUACCGCCAUUAUCAGUAUAUUUUCUAUGGAGUCGCUUGCUGGUUUGCUUCUUGCGCUCGUGCUCGGACUCGCCUUUCAUCCAACACCGUCCAUUUUGGGAGUCCAGCUUACUCCGCUGACUUUCCGUGUGGAACAGUUGCGCGCCUCCGAUGAGCCUGCGACAUGGCGGUCCCUUGGUGUGCGUUGUCUUCAGGGCGGUCUUUCCCUCUUUUGUGGCUCUAUCCCCGGCUUACAAGCUGCUAUUAUGCUGCUCCUUUUGGACACAAAAGAGAGCUCUUUAGAGCUUGAUUCUAUAUUGGUUACUGCCAUUUCGGGUGCGCGUAAGCUUGGAUUACAUCGCUUGGGUAAUCCUAUUUUCGAUGUCUCGUCUUCUUUAUUCUGCGCAUGUACAACUGUUGACCCCCCCUCAUAUUCGCACCGAGAUUGCAAUUCGUGGACUCUUCUUAUGCGAGACUGGUCGCGUGGACAAGCUCUGGGCUAUUAUACCAUCCGCCCCUCAAAUUAUAAUACCCGCAUACCAUUGCACAUAAAUGAUGAAGAUCUACUCAAGGUGUAUCAUGAUGGCAAGAUUCCCGAGCGCCCUCGGUCUGAGUUUACUAUGCUCUCCUACACCGUACACGCUUUGGAACUCUCCAUCAUCGUGCGAGAAUUAAUCGAUCUUGGGGAGGUUGCAAACCAAGCUUCAAGUUCUCAGCGACGUCAACAUUUGAAUAAAACGUAUGAAAAGUACGUGACAAGCUUACCAUCCUAUUUCAGAUUGGGGAGCACUGUCGGACUCACAGCCAUGGGUGGUCCUAUGGCUGCCAUCCCUGUCCAGCGAUUCAUGUUAAAUCAACAACUGUGGAGUUUACUCCUUCGCCUGCACCGUGCUACUCUUUCCACUCCCAUAGGCCGGGCGUCAUGCCAGCAGCUAGCUCAUAACAUUAUCAACACGCAAACUCAGAUUCAAGCUCGAUGCACGGUUUGUAGCUCAUUAUGUACGAACGAAACAAACCUGUUCAAUGCGGCCGUUGUGCUGGUAUUGGAUCUACUAUUUGAUUCCCCAUCAACCGAGGCUGAGCGCUUAAGUGCCCAACUUGGUCGACUUAUGACGCGAGAUCACAUCCAAGAAGCCAUUGAAUUGCUACGUACCCAAGCUUCAUCUGAUAUCAAUAGCUCAGUCUCGCGUAGUGUUGUGGCCCUCGAGGCAUUGAUGAAGUUGGAAUCUGACUCAGGCGAUGGGACCAAGCACAAUACGGCAUCGAAGCAGAAGCUUUCCCUCCGCCACCAGGUAGUGGAGAUCCUGAAAGACUUAAACUUUCAAACCACCUCAACAAACUCACCAAUUGCGGCGUCGUCAACCGCUGGCAACGGCUUGUUGACCCCGUCAAUACCUGUUGCAAAGGGUUUCUCCGAUCUUGGAUUAAUGCCCAUCCUCUCUGAUGGCCUGAGUCUGAACAUAUGGGACUUUUUGGACUUCCAGCUACCAGAAGAUGUAAGGAAGGGGAACUCACCUAAGGAGGGAGAUAUUUACGAGAAUUUGAGCUUUACCAGCACAUUAUAUCCAAGCCAGAGCAGUGGCCUUUCAGGGACUCACAUGACGCAUGAAUCUCCGUCCUGUUUCGGUAGUGGGAGCGAAACUGCGCUGAACCCUGCAAUCACACCUUCAAGCGCCGAUGCUUUUGCGGCUGCGAACUUUUUUGACUCUCUAGAGAAUGAGGACUUCUGGUGA
This is a messenger RNA of Penicillium malachiteum, 2220 nucleotides long. RefSeq names its product putative C6 transcription factor. Gene Ontology annotation, molecular function: DNA-binding transcription factor activity, RNA polymerase II-specific; zinc ion binding. The transcript has 4 exons. The coding region runs from base 1 to 2220 and encodes 739 amino acids. NCBI's taxonomy places the organism in Eukaryota, Fungi, Ascomycota, Eurotiomycetes, Eurotiales, Aspergillaceae. The record is from RefSeq and is a predicted model, not a curated record. Gene Ontology annotation, biological process: regulation of DNA-templated transcription.